GAACCUCUUUGCUUCAAAAUUCAACUCCCCCAUAAAUCCUUUUCCUGUACAGCUUCACUGCGUGUGUUAGUGUGUGAAAAAGAGGUGUUUCUGAAGCUUAAUAAUUAUGAAUUUGGUAUAAAAUGGCGAAUAAUCAUAGUUACAAGAAUGGUGGUCUGAAGACGAAGUCAAUUUCAUCCUCAUCAUCAUCGUCAUCUUAUUCUGGUUACAAAUCUAAGCAAUCGGUAACCUCUGGUGUCCGCCGUAACAGCACCGGUUCCAGUGGUAAUUCCGCUGGUGGACACCAGAAAGAUACUCCUGGAGUUUCUGGGAGAGUUCGAGUGGCUGUAAGAUUACGACCACGCAAUAGUGAGGAGCAAUCAACCGAUGCUGAUUUUGCCGAUUGUGUGGAAUUGCAGCCGGAGCUUAAAAGAUUGAAACUUCGAAGGAAUAAUUGGGAUUCAGAUACAUUCGAAUUCGAUGAAGUUCUUACUGAAUUUGCAUCUCAGAAGCGUGUUUAUGAAGUUGUCGCAAAACCCGUUGUCGAGAGUGUUCUUGAUGGAUAUAACGGAACGGUCAUGGCAUACGGACAGACCGGUACAGGAAAAACGUACACACUUGGACGACUCGGGGAUGAGGAUACUUCUGCUCGUGGAAUAAUGGUUCGGGCAAUGGAGGAUAUAUUUGCUGAAAUCUCCCCAGAAACAGAUUUGAUCUCCGUGUCCUACUUGCAGCUCUAUAUGGAGACAAUACAAGAUCUUCUUGAUCCUACAAACGAUAAUUUAUCUAUAACGGAAGAUCCAAAAAGUGGAGAUAUUUCACUUCCGGGUGCGAGUUUGAUAGAAGUCAGGGAUCAACCAAGUUUUGUUGAACUACUACGGUUAGGAGAAGCACAUCGAUUUGCUGCUAACACGAAGCUGAAUACAGAAUCAUCUCGUAGUCACGCCAUUCUGAUGGUGCAUGUUAAGAAGUCUGUGAAGGAAAGAGAUGUCGGCGCUAGUUCUGGUGAACAUGGUAGCAAGUCCCACAUGAGUAGAACGAUGAAGCCGCCAGUUGUGCGCAAGGGGAAACUAAUCGUUGUGGACCUUGCGGGUUCCGAGCGUAUUGAUAAGUCGGGAAGUGAGGGACAUACGUUAGAGGAAGCUAAAUCUAUAAAUCUUUCUCUAAGUGCACUCGGAAAAUGUAUAAAUGCAUUGGCGGAAAACAGUUCUCAUGUUCCAGUUCGUGAUUCCAAACUUACAAGAUUGCUUCGAGAUUCAUUUGGAGGCACGGCAAGAACUUCUCUUGUUAUCACCAUUGGUCCAUCUCCUCGUCAUAGAGGAGAGACAUCGAGUACGAUAAUGUUCGGGCAAAGAGCUAUGAAAGUAGAAAAUAUGUUGAAGAUAAAGGAAGAAUUCGAUUACAAGAGUUUGGCUAGAAAGCUUGAUGUACAAGUAGAAUCUCUCAUUGCCGAACAUGAAAGGCAGCAAAAAGCAUAUCAAGAUGAGGUUGAAAAAAUCGGGCUGGAAGCAAAGAAGCAAAUAUCCGAAGCUGAAAAACUUUAUGCAGAUACUUUGGAGAAGGAGAGGUUGAAAUAUCAAAGAGACUGUACGGAAUCGAUAAAGAAACUUGAAGCACAGUUGGCGGUAAAUCAAGAAAAGCAGGGAGAUGGAAGAGUCAAAGUUGGAUUUAAAGAUGAAAGCUUUCAUAAGAAAUCGAAUGGCGAGGCUCAAGGUGCGUCGGCUAGUGCAGAACUUAUCGAAGUUAAGAAGUUGCUACAGAAUGAAAUACUCUUACGGAAAGCUGCUGAUGAAGAAAUCGGUAAUCUCCGAAAUCAAGUAAUGCAAUGGAAACGAUCGGAGGCAGCAGGGAGUGCUGAAAACUUAAAGCUUCGCAAGAUGCUGGAAGACGAGAUUCAUCAGAGAGAAAAGCUCGAAGAAGAAAUAUCCAUGUUACAAAAUCAGCUGUUGCAAAUAAGUUUUGAUGCCGAUGAGACGAGAAAACAACUCGAGAGUGGUCAUAGUAUAGACAUGACUGGAGAAAUGGGUUCUCUUAUCUCUCCAGUUCGUCAGCAACAGAUGAAAUAUUCGGGCGAGCAGGAGAAAGGGUCAGUGGCAAAACUCUUUGAACAAGUCGGACUGCAAAAGAUUCUAUCUUUACUGGAAGCAGAAGACCCUGAUGUUCGAAUCCAUGCUGUAAAGGUUAUUGCAAAUUUGGCCGCUGAAGCAACCAAUCAGGAAAAGAUUGUAGAAGCCGGUGGCCUUACAUCUUUGCUAGCUCUUCUUACGAGCUCCGAGGAUGAGAACAUCCACAGAGUUGCAGCAGGCGCAAUUGCAAACCUUGCAAUGAACGAAACCAACCAGGAGCUGAUAAUGGCUCAAGGGGGUAUUAGUUUGCUAGCAAUGACAGCAGAAAAUGCUGACGAUCCUCAAACUCUUCGAAUGGUGGCUGGAGCGGUGGCUAACCUUUGUGGCAAUGACAAAUUGCAGGUGAUGUUAAGAGCUGAAGGUGGUAUUAGAGCGUUGUUAGGAAUGGUGAGAUGUAGACAUCCAGACGUUCUUGCUCAAGUUGCUCGAGGAAUCGCUAACUUUGCAAAAUGCGAGUCGAGAGCAUCCACUCAAGGAAUUAAAAGCGGAAAAUCUCAUUUGAUUGAGGAUGGUGCCCUUCCGUGGAUCGUGAAGAAUGCUAACAAUGAAGCGUCACCGAUCAGGCGUCACAUCGAGCUUGCUCUUUGCCACAUGGCACAACAUGAAGUAAAUGCGAAAGAGAUGAUAUCGGGUGGUGCGUUAUGGGAGCUUGUUCGAAUCUCACGAGAUUGCUCAAGAGAUGAUAUCAGGAUACUUGCAAGACGGACGUUAUCGUCAAGUCCUACGUUCCAGGUUGAGUUGAAGCGUUUAAGAUUAAAUUAACUCUGUUUCAAAAUAUUAUUUAUUUAUUAUAUGUUUAUAUUAUAUAUGUUGGGGUGGGGUUGGAUGUGUUUAAAUUAUUUGAAAGGAAUUUGUGAUUGAUUUGAAGGUUUUGGUGAUUGAAAUUAGCAAGUUUAAUUAAGUUGUAUGUAG
Molecule: messenger RNA, 3017 nt
Organism: Cynara cardunculus var. scolymus (artichoke)
Lineage: Eukaryota; Viridiplantae; Streptophyta; Magnoliopsida; Asterales; Asteraceae
Product: kinesin-like protein KIN-UA
Exons: 18
Coding region: 123-2867 (914 amino acids)
Biological process (GO): microtubule-based movement
Molecular function (GO): microtubule binding; microtubule motor activity; ATP binding
Source: RefSeq, a predicted model, not a curated record